Staurois parvus is the source of this 432-nucleotide messenger RNA. The record is from the annotation of a GenBank genome assembly. NCBI's taxonomy places the organism in Eukaryota, Metazoa, Chordata, Amphibia, Anura, Ranidae.
GAAAAUGAAGAUAUUCUACUCUUGCGAUCUAUUAAGGAUGUAAAUGAGCCUAAGUUCCUUUCUCAUGAUAUCCCAUUAUUUAAUGGAAUAACUAGUGACCUGUUCCCUGGCAUUCAUCUGCCUGAAGCAGACUAUAAAGAUUUGUUGGAGUGUGCUCAUGAGUGCUGCAUUAAACACAAUGUUCAGCCAGAGAAGGUGUUCCUGGAGAAGAUGAUACAGACCUAUGAAAUGAUGAUUGUCAGACAUGGUUUUAUGCUGGUUGGAGAGCCUUUUUCUGGAAAAACAAAAGUUCUCCAGGUACUUGCUGAUACUUUGUCUCUUAUGAAUGAACGAGGGUGUGAGGAAGAAGAAAAAGUCAUCUACAGAACAGUGAAUCCAAAAUCCAUCACUAUGGGACAGUUGUUUGGACAGUUUGAUCCAGUGUCACAUGAG